This is a messenger RNA of Ceutorhynchus assimilis (cabbage seed weevil), 4510 nucleotides long. The record is from the annotation of a GenBank genome assembly. Lineage: Eukaryota; Metazoa; Arthropoda; Insecta; Coleoptera; Curculionidae.
GCCAAUCUGGUAUGGCAGAUCGCAUUGUCGUCGCGUUAGUUGAUAGUGGUUCAAGUUGCGGAUGAUGCGGCUAUUCUAAUCUGAAAACGAAACGGGUCCCCAUCGGGUUGAACGUCCAACCAAUGCGUUUUCAUUCCUAGAAUUGUCGGAGCUUUUAAAGCUAGCGCAUCUUGAAUUUCACUUAAAUCGUUGCGUUUUACCACCCCCUGAGCAAACAUCGAUUCCCGCCUCCCUUUAUGGGAACAUUUAAUUGUUUUAGUAUAUCGUGCGGCUUUCAGUGUAGGUACUUAAGUGCAUUAUUAGCGAUGGGUUAUCAAUUCUAAUAAAAUACAAACACACAUACACGCACGUUUCAGAAAUCAGGAUAUCUACCCAAAAUUUAGUUUGUCGACAACGAUUAAUUUUCUGCUGUACACUGAUCAGGUGAGCUGUUACUUCAUUUAUUGCUGCGGAAAUGGCGAGAACUGCUGAUAGUUAAUUUGCUGUAAAACUGGGGUAUAAGGAAGCAACCGGCACCAAAAUGGUGGACUACUAUAGAGUCCUUGAGGUGCCAAAAAAUGCAACAACGGCUGAAAUAAAAAAAGCGUACCGAAAACUCGCUCUAAAAUGGCAUCCAGACAAAAAUACAGACAACGUCGAAGAAGCCACAAAGAAGUUCAAAGAAAUAUCCGGGGCCUAUGAAGUCCUUUCAGAUGAGUCGAAGCGAAAAAUUUAUGAUGCCAGAGGUACCACCAGGAGUUCGGCCAACAGAUCCUCAAGGAACUACAGGAGCUAUUUUGAUAUGCACAACCCAUUCUCGCAACGUGCCUUCGACAAAAAGAGACGCAUGUACGACCAGUACGGAAAAGAUGGUUUACUCAAUGGUGGUUCAAGAACUAGGAGCCGUCAUGAGGACGAAUUCGAUUUUGGUUUCAACUUCUUCUCAUUCAGAGACCCCGAGGAUGUUUUUAGAGAAUUUUUUGGCGGCAGCGGCAGUGACGUGUAUGAUCUCCUAAAUGAUUUACAUCAUCCCCAUCGUACCGAGCGCCUUCGUCAUCAUCACCACCGCAACAGACAUUCCCAUCCCCAAAAUCAACUAAGUAGCCACGGAUUGUUUUCACCUUUCAGCCUGUUAAGUGGAGGGUUUAUGGACGAUUUCUUCGGACAGGCGGCGGCUACAGGACACGGAGGACAUGGUUUUCAAUCGUUUAGUUCAGUGAAUAGUACAUUUAGCAAUGGAGCUGGAAGUAUGAGUGGUGGUAACGUGAAACGUACGUCGACGUCCACUCGGUUUGUGAAUGGCAAAAAGAUCACCACCAAAAAGGUAUUCGAAAACGGUAAAGAAACAGUGAUGUCCUACGAGAACGAUGUAUUGAAAUCAAAGACUGUCAACGGAAUUCCUCAAAGCCUCACUUAUAGCUAAGCUGGGCAUUAGCCAUAAUUGUUUUCGCGCUAUUUUCAGUCUGAAAACUAGUAUGGUACAACCACCAAAAUUAGCAAAAACCAGUCACAUGUAAUCUUUUUAUUUGAAAAAAAAAAUCAUAUUUUGACUAUAUUUAUGUAGUAAUUAUUAAAAAUAAUGUGAUUUUUGAAGUUAAAAUGAUUUCCAAUUAGGUUUCUUCAAAUGAGGGCCAGUAGCCAUCAAUAGAAAUUGUUUGUCUCAGUUUUAUUUUAAGAAGCUGUGUUUGAUUUAAUAAUAGACUUCUAUUUUUUUAUCUCUUGUUUAUAUAUUUUGAAUUUGUAUUAUAAUUUUAUUUUCAGAAUUUACUCUGUGUACUUUAAUAAGAUUGUUCGUGUCAAAAGUUGAUAAUGAUAACCAGAUUUCUAAAAAAAAAAAAAAAAUAUGAAAAUAGGUACUACAUAUGUAAUAUUUUUUUGAAUAAAUUGUAGUGCUGACAUUUUAGCAGUAAAAAAAUGGUAUUGUUCCCUCAUUGACUAGAAGGGGCAGUACCCCAUUUGAAAUAAUUGUACUUUAUCUUUUCAUAUCUAAACAAAAGUUAUCAUGCACUAUUAUAAUAAACUCAAUGGACUUGUUCAGGUUGUCCCAAUUAUAUAACCAAUUUUUACUUAUAAUGGUUUUUUGGUACCUCUUUUUCUUCAUUGGAAAAAUAAAUAUUUGCAGAAUUCAAAGUUAAGGAAUUGAAAAAUAUGAUUUGAGUCUAGGAAUAUUACAACUUUAUUGGAAUUUAGUUCAGGGCCGUAUCUAGACCAAAAUUUUGGGGGGGGGGGGGGUUAGACAAAGUGGCAAAAAAAAAUUGUUACACUAGUAAUAAAAAUAAAAAAGUAUUUAAUAAGUGUUGUUUGUUUUUAAGUUAAAUUUUUUGAAUUUUAUUAUUUUUUGGGGGGGGUUUGAACCCCCCCUAGAUACGGCCCUGAUUUAGUUCAUGCAUUCUUUUUUUCAUCGAUGUAUCCACCUGAAUCCACCAUUAUGGGACAGCCAUUCCAAUUUUCUAUGCACCAGACAAAGAUGAACUGGUCAUCAAUGGAUCCACCAAUAAAAAAAAGAAUGUGCCCAUUGUCAUGUCUGAAAAUUUAAUUUAAGGAACAAAAUCAAAAUAAUAUCCAGUAUUGCAAGUCGAUGUUAUUGAAAAACCGAUAGUUAUCUCGUAUGGCUUGAAAAUUGAUUCUUAAAUUGUGCAAAAAAAAAACUUCAGCAGGGUAUUAAAAAUACUGGAUCAAAAAAGCCAAUAUCAUGAAUAGGUACCUAAGCUAAAUUAUUGGUAACAAUCCAUCCCUAUAUAGAACUCGGAUGCCUUUUUCGAUAAAACACAAGUUGAAUUAAUAACAAAGUAGAUAGAAUAGGUACCAAAUCUAUUAUAAUUUAAUUAUGAAAAAUUUAAAUUAAACCAUUAACAAUAUGUGGAUGAGCCCCAAGGAUAAUACACUCUACUAAGGAUUACUUAUCGGCCUUGUUUUGGUAAUCGCGGCUAUACUGGUGUAGCAGUGUAGAGCACCAUUGUCAACGUGAUUAACUAAGUCAUCAGCUGUUUACUCCAGCGGUCGUACUUUAGAAUUUAAAUUUAUGAUGAAAAGUAUUAUUAAAUUUUGAUUAACAUAAUAGGAAGAUUCAGACGAAAUCCAAAAAAGCGUUGAUUUAGAAUGUUAAUUAAUGUAGUAAAACCAAGUAUGCAUAAAGCUAAAGCCCGCGGAAUCAUAACCUAUGGUGUAAACACAUUACUGGUGAGGGGCUUGAGAUUUGAAUUAAACAGGCCUUAUGAGGAUAAGCUAUCCUAUAGUAGUAGUGUGUAUGCUUAAAGCUAUCAAAUGGGUAAUAAAUUUGACAGCAAUACGCUAAGGGCACAACCCAAUAAACAAGAUAUUUUUGAGAGGAGUCAACCAAGAUUCUUUUUUGUUGAAUCAUAGUGAAAUUUCUGAAUCCAAGAUUCUGGUAGGCGAAGAAUGAUGUAUGUAGCGGAGAAGUAGUUUCUGGAAAAUCUUGUGUUCAGAUUUCAAAAUCAAUUAGGUACCUACCUAUUCAUUUACCAUAUAACAUUUAUUACCACAACACAUAACAAUUGCAGCGUCAUCUUGCCUAAUUUUGAAAAAUCAUCAUGUGUGAAUCCACUAGACUCACCAUGUUUGAGUCUACUGGACUCACGCUAGUGUGAAUACUGAGGAAUGUUUACUGGUACCUUCCUAUUAGAAAAUUUCAAACAAAGAGGAUGCCAAGAAACAACACUCUAUAAACGUAAAACUUUGCGUAUUUCUAUAACCUUGAAUGAAGUUUUUCUUUUUUAUGUAAGUAUAGGGAUUGUCCUGUAUAUUUCCCCACUUUUGGCAAAAAAUAAUCUGAUCAUUCAGUUCUUAACUUUCAAAAUGCCACUUUAUUUCGAGGAAAAAGAAUAGGUACUUAUUUAUUAUAAAAUUUAUAUGUAGAUAUUUUUUGGUUGUAGAUAUACAUCUUUAGUGAAAAGCCAUCAUGCUCAGAAAAUUAAAGAAACGAUAUUGUCUCAACUAUUUACUACCUACUAUUAGCUAAUUUAUAUGUUUGAUCCAACCAAUCGAGUCAGAUAUCAGGGCCAUUAGGCAUUUUUCAAAAAACAAUGUCUGACUCCAGGUUGAAGUAAACUUACAUUUUAUUAUUUUUAUGCAAGACUGCUAAUUUUAAAAACUAAAUGAGCUUAUUGAGCUUGUUCUAAUUUCAAAAUCACUAUAAGCGAAUUUUAUAAUUACUAUUAAUGUGGAUGGAAAUUGAAAAAUCCGAUUAUACCAUAAUAGGUGUUAAAAUUCUAGGAUAGUUGAUAUAAAAUAUUUUACCUACUAUUAGUUUUAAUUAUAGAAUUUAAAUAGUUUAAUUUUAUAUUAUUGGUGUAAUAAUUUAUGUUGUUGUUACAAUUUUUUUUGGUUUAUAUUUCACUAAAUAAAAUAUAAUUAGGUAAAUUGUAUCAAGUACCCUCAAUCCCCAAGUCGCACACAAGAAAAUGUUCAUAAAUAAGCUUGCAAUUGUGUGCACGUACAGAUUCGUAAUAAUAAUAUGCAAAUAAUGAUCAUAUGAUUAAUAAUACAAGGAAAAAUAAAGAUAUUGAUUCGA